AUGAAUGGGAGCGACCAAAACAGAAGACCCACCGAAUUCAUCUGGUCAAAAUCACCGCAAGAGAUACCGCCACAAUACCAAGGAUUUCACUCAGACGAACGAGACCCAAGAUUUGAGUUUAACGCUCCAAAGUGGUAUGACUUUUCUAAAGAACCCGUAAUUCCUGGAUCCGAAAAUUGGUUUCGAUCGAGUGGCGGGUUUUCCCCAUCAAGUGGCUUCUCUCCGUCACCGGUUCGACUUGCUCAAAAUAUACACAGUCCGAUUUCGCCCGAAUACAGUAAUCCAUCCGUAAAACAUCCGACUCCAGCUCCCCGUCAUGUGCACAACCCUAUAUCGCCUGGCGACAGUUUUCCGUCAGCGAUCAACCCACCAUCACCUUCUUUACCCAAAGAUCAUAAAUCAACCCGAGUUCCAUUCGUAGAAAAUCCAGCUCCUUCCAUGAAAUUACGUAAUGGUAAAAUCCUUGCGACUCAAAAUGCACAAAAAAAGCGUUCGCCUGUCAACCGAGUUCGUGAUUAUAGUACACGGUCUACCAAUAUGAAGGUUCAACGGAGCAGGCAGAAUGCAGUUGCGAAAAUUACAAAAGGGAGUAAAGCAUCUACAACUACAGCACCUGUGAAACAGGCGUCAUCCACAAAUAGAGUAGUCAAACCAGCGCCGGUAUCCCGACCACUUCGAUUAAACAAUCAAAAAAAAAAAGCUGCGGUAGCGAAACUCACCAAAGAGAAUAAAAAUGAAAGGUUGCGAAAUGGCUUAGCCGUCAUUAAGGCGUCCAAGGAAGGAUUGGCACCAUUAAAGGAGGAAGGAUCAAAAGCCAAUAACAUCCCUGCCGCUCCUAUUACAAAAGGGAGUAAAGCAUCUACAACUACAGCACCUGUGAAACAGGCGUCAUUUACAAAGAGAGUAGUCAAACCAGCGCCGGUAUCCCGACCACUUCAAUUGAACAAUCAAAAAAAAAAUGCGAAAAAUGAUGCAGUAGCAAAACUCACUAAAGAGAAUAAGGAUGGAAGGUUGCGAAAUGGCUUAGCCGUCAUUAAGGCGUCCAAGGAAGCAUUGGUACCAUUAAAGGAAGAAGGAUCAAAAGCCAAUAACAUCCCUGCCGCUCCUAUCCCUCCUUCUCGACCGCGUCCACGUCCUCAAAAUUCGCGACCGCCACCCUCUCGCCCUCCCAUAAUUGCACGUGGUAGAAAACAGGUAACAAUUCCAAAACCAUUCAAGUUCCACUCAUCCAACCGCCCACGUCAAGCAUUGCCUGAGAAAUCUCCAUUUGUUCCACUUGCACUACGCGUGCAGCAGUUUUUGAAGACGCCGAAAAAGGAUAGAGUGGUUAGAAGAAACGCACGUGGAAGAAAAUAG
Molecule: messenger RNA, 1356 nt
Organism: Paraglomus brasilianum
Lineage: Eukaryota; Fungi; Glomeromycota; Glomeromycetes; Paraglomerales; Paraglomeraceae
Source: the annotation of a GenBank genome assembly